Molecule: messenger RNA, 4156 nt
Organism: Petromyzon marinus (sea lamprey)
Lineage: Eukaryota; Metazoa; Chordata; Hyperoartia; Petromyzontiformes; Petromyzontidae
Source: RefSeq, a predicted model, not a curated record
CCAUUGGCUCCCCGCCGGUCACGUGGGGGUCACGGGGGGCCGGGGAGGGGUGGAGACAAACUCUCGGCUGGGUUCGAGACGUUUUGGCGCCAAAAAAAUCGAAGGAGGUUCGCCUCACGGCGUCAGCGAAAGGGCUCCGGCCUCCGUCGCGAUGGACGGUGCCGCCUGCGUCAGGGCGCUGGUGCUAGCAGUGACCCACUACCGCCACAGCCGCACGGAGGCCAACGCUCACCUCCUCCUCACCAGCGUCCAGGCUGUGCUGGGGCAGAAGGCGGCGCUGCUACGUCCGCCACCGCCAUCGCCGUCGCCGCUGCCGCUGCCGGCAGAGUGCGUGAGCGAGCUUGUGGCUCUGCUGUGGCACGCGCAAAGUCCACACGAGCUGACGCUCGCCAUCGUCAGCCUCUUCUCACUGCUCGCGUCAGAGCGCGAUGCCAGGGAGAGUCUGCACGUCACCUACGACCUGACGGGCGGAGUCGCUUCCCUCGUACAGCGGCUGCAGCAGGGAUCCGAGCCGGAGGCGACGCCGCCGCCGCUGCUGCUGCUGCAGGCCCUGAAGCUGCUGCAGUCGGUCACGUACGACGCUCGCAUCUCGUACCCCAGCCCCAGCGUCGAGUGCCUCCUCCUCUUCCUGGCGCAGCAGAUCCAGGCGCCUGAGAGCGAGCUCACCCUGCCCUGCCUGGGCACCAUGGCCAACCUCUGUCGGCACAACACCUCCGUGCAGAGCUACGUCAAGGCCAUGAGUCACGUGAAGGGUCUCUACCGUGCCCUCAUCGUGUCCCUGGCCCACAGCAGCCUCACCGUCGUCGUCUUCUCCCUCUCCAUCCUCGCCGCCCUCACGCUGCACGACGACGUCGGAAAUCGGCUGUUCCACGCCAAGAACAUCAACCAGACGUUCCAGCUGAUCUUCAACAUCCUGGUGAACGGGGACGGGACGCUCACCCGCACGUUCAGCGUCGACCUCUGCGUGGACCUCCUGCACUGCGACCGGGUCGCGCAGCACCUGUGCAGGUACGAGCACUUUGACUCGUGUCUGCAGCAGAUCCUGGGACUUCUGCAAGACAGUUCAGUCGAGAGCAUUGCUAAGCUGCUGGAGCUGCUGCUGGCCCUCUGCUCCGUGCCGCGCCUCCGCUCCUCCGUCAGCCGCGCCACGCUCGCCUCGCCGGCGGCCCCCUCCGCGGCCGCGGCACGGGCCCGGAGGGCCGGCGACGGCGGGACCGCCCGCCGGACGCGGAGGACCCAAGCCCCCGCCGUGCCGCCGCCGGGGCCGCCGGGGCCGCCGGCGGCCCUGGCGACGCUCGUUCGCUGCGCCGGGCGACCGGCGUCCGCCUCCGACGGGGUCGCCCUCCUCUCCCUGCGGCUCCUGCUGGACGUGUACGAGGAGGCGCUAGCUGAGGGCUUCCCGGCGCCCUCGGAGCCGCUGCUGCCCAUGCUGACAGAGGCGCUGUGCGCGGGAGCGGCGAGCGCCGGGGAGAUGCAGUCGGCUCAGACGCAGCGCUGCCUCAAGCUGACGCACGUCCUCGACCUGAUGAUGCUGCUGAGUGGGGGCGUGGGGCAGGAGCAGGAGGAGGCGGCGGAGGCGGCGGAGGCGGGCAGUGGCAUGGCGAGGGUGGGCGCAGCGGUGGAGGCCGGCGGCCUGGCCACCCUGCUGGAGGAGCAGCUGUCUCACAGCCCGCUGAGCACGGGCAGGCCGCUGGCUCGCUCGUCGCCUCACUACGCGGCGUGUGAGGCAGGGGCAGACGUUCUGCUCAAGGCUUUGGAGCUGUUGAGCCGACUGAAGCACGGCCUCCCCAGCCUGGAGGCGAACCUGUACAAGACCCUGCAGGACGUGCGUCUGGUGCCGUUCCUGGUGUUCUCUUUGGCCUCCGUGAGUCGCGAGCGCGUUCAGUGCGGACUUCGAGUGCUCAUGGAGGCCACUCAGCUCCCCGACUUCCCAGCCAUCACGCUCGGUGAGAGCAUCGCUGCCAGCAACUCGCAGUUCGAGGGUUCGGCUCCCGUCCUCCCGGCGUCACCCGCGCACACUCACCACCACCAACACCGCCACGCUCACCCUGCAAACCACGCUCACCUCUCUCGCCACGGUCGGAUGAAGCCGACCCCCGACCCGGACACGGUGCAGCAGCUCAUCGACAAGAUCCGCUCGGGCAUGGAGAUCACAGACGUGGUGCGAGACGUCAAAACGUCUGAAAUCAUCGACGUCUACGAACAGAAACUCUCCUCCCUCGCCACUAAGGAGCAGCACCUGUCGGACCUGCUGGAGGCGAAGUCCAUGGCAUUGGUCCAGGCCGACCGUCUGCUCACCCAGCACCGCUCACACCGGGACCAGAGUGAGGCCGAGGCUCGCCGUCUCGCCAGCAUGCUGUCUCACGCCGAGCGCCGGGUGGAGGAGCUGUCCGGGCGUCUCUCGGAGCAGGGGCAGGAGGCGGAGCGGGCCCGGGAGGACAUGGACGCGCUGCUGCAGCACAAUCGCCGCAUGCAGGCGGCGGAGGAGAAGCACGCGCGGCUCACGGCCACCCACGCAGACCUGCAGCACAGGCUGGAGGUGAGCGAGCGGCACUUGCUGAAGGCGCAGGAGGAGCAGCGGUCUCUGACGGAGCUCGCCGAGGUGUUGAGGCGGCACAACGACAACCUCAAGCAGAGCAACGACAAGACUCUGUGCCAGCUGGGUGAGAUGGAGGAGCAGUGCAAAGAGACGCGCAAGCUCCUGCAGGAGAGAGACGGCAAGAUCACCGGGCUGCAGCAGCGCCUGGCGCUGGUGCAGGGGCAGGCCGAGCGCGCGGCCGCGGAGGUGACGGAGCGGGAGGAGGCGCUGGAGGUGCUGAGGAGGGAGCUCUCACGCACAGAGCAGCAGCGCAAGGAGCUCAGCAUCAAGGCCUCGAGCCUGGAGGUCCACAAGCGCUCGCUGGAGUCUCGCCUGGAGGAGCGCGACUCGCGCCUCAGGGAGCAGCAGGAGCAGCUGAGCAAGCACGCCAGCAUGAUCGCCGCCAUUCACAGCCUGAGCGGCGGCGGCGCCAAGGCCCCAACAUUCUCCCUCUAGGGGUCCCCUCUCUGUGGGGGUCCAAGGGUCUCAUCCUCUCACCGUAGGGGGACCAGUCCCUCCCUGAGGGGACCCAUUCCCUCCCUCUGGGGGUCCUUCCUCUCUCUGUCGGGGCCUGGUCCCCCUGUAGUGGCCUGGCUACACCACCAGGGGUCUACGGACCCCCUGUAGUGGCCUGGCUACACCACCAGGGGUCUACGGACCCCCUGUAGUGGCCUGACUAUACCACCAGGUGUCUGUGUGGACCACCUGUAGUAGCCUGGCUCCACCAGGUGUCUGUGUGGACCCCCUGGCUACACCACCAGGGGUCUGCAGACCCCCUGUAGUAGCCUGGCUACACCACCAGGGGUCUACAGACCCCCUGUAGUGGCCUGACUAUACCACCAGGUGUCUGUGUGGACCACCUGGCUACACCACCAGGUGUCUGUGUGGACCCCCUGGCUACACCACCAGGGGUCUGCAGACCCCCUGUAGUAGCCUGGCUACACCACCAGGGGUCUGUGUGGACCCCCUGGCUACACCACCAGGGGUCUGUGUGGACCCCCAGGCUACACCACCAGGGGUCUACGGACCCCCUGUAGUAGCCUGGCUAUACACCCAGGGGUCUGUGGACCACCUGGCUACACCACUAGGGGUCUGCAGACCCCCUGCAGUAGCCUGGCUACACCACCAGGGGUCUGUGUGGACCCCCUGGCUACACCACCAGGGGUCUGCGUGGACCCCCUGGCUACACCACCAGGGGUCUGUGUGGACCCCCUGGCUACACCACCAGGGGUCUAUGGACCCCUUGGCUACACCCCCAGGGGUCUAUGGACCCCCUGGCUACACCACCAGGGGUCUGUGUGGAACCCAGAACCCCGUUGCCCUAAUGAAUUGCAGCGGCAAGGCUCCGUCGAAUUCUACAAUCGGAGUUGUGGUGGUGGUGGUGGUGGAGGUGUUUUUUUUUGUGUGUCGUCCUUGCUAUUUAAUGUCCUCGAGCGCGGGAAAAAAUGUCUGCGACGUGAACCGUGAAAUAAUGGUGGGUUACAGUCGUUUUUAUUUUUUAUUUAAAUGAAUCGCAAAUGAAUUGAGGGUGGUCUGGUGAGGAGGAUAACAACACCAAAUAAAGCGUCUUGGAUUUUU